Penaeus vannamei (Pacific white shrimp) is the source of this 1294-nucleotide messenger RNA. Its product is annotated as tripartite motif-containing 13. Gene Ontology annotation, biological process: protein ubiquitination. Gene Ontology annotation, molecular function: metal ion binding; ubiquitin protein ligase activity. NCBI's taxonomy places the organism in Eukaryota, Metazoa, Arthropoda, Malacostraca, Decapoda, Penaeidae. The record is from RefSeq and is a predicted model, not a curated record.
CGGAGGCAACAGUUGUGAAGAUUCUCCUUUCGUAAACAGUGCAUGUGUCUCCUACGCUCACUGAAGGCGCUGUUUGACUCAUUCUUACAUCUAUAAUUAGAGUAGAACCAUGGACUGCACCGUGUGCUGCAACCCCUUCGACGACAAGGACUACCGCCCAAGGAACCUGGAGUGCGGCCACACCUUCUGCACCAGCUGUCUCAAGGGCAUCCACUGCCGGUCGGAGUUGGAAUGCCCCGAGUGCCGACACGAGCAGAAUGACGUCAGUGAGGUCAGCGAACUGCCCGUGGCCUUCGGGGUCCUGAGAGCCGUGGAGGCGGCGCGCGGCGAGGUCGCGAAGGCCAAGGAGCAGGACGAAUGGGAGGCGCCUCUGUUGAUCCUUCCGGGUCCUAAGAAAGACCUGAAGGAGGACGGCAAGGAGAGCCUGGCGAACGAGGGGGCGGCCGAUCUGGAGGUCCUGAAGAAGUCCUAUCGCAAUGUCCUCUGGUCCAAGAUCUACUUCUGCGCCGAGAACCAGGAGGAACUGGAGGCCUACGAAAAGGUCCUCGGAAAAGCCUCGGAAAACGCCCGGUGUCACAUUCAUUGCCUGGAGAAGAUCCUGGAGAGUAGACAAUCCUUGACCCAGUUCCUGCGGGAGGAGACAGAGAGGAGUAAGAGGGAGCGGGAGUCUAUCGAAGGAAAGAAGAAGGAACUAUUUGACCGAAAGGAGCGGCUAGAAUGCGCUUCCGGGUUUGAGGAUACGGAGGACUUUCGGUCAGAGAAGGACGUCGACCGACGACAGCGCCUCAGGAAGUUCCUAGAGAUGGACAAGGAGGCCCUGAACCAACUUCGCUCCUUCACCUCCCACAUGUGCAGAAAUGACAGGCGCUUAAUAAGAAUUCUCGAGCCUCUGGACGCCCCGGAAUCUGACCUUGGCCGUCUUUUUGAACACACGAUGAAACUAGACUAAACGAAGUGGAAUGCUUAGUUCAACAAACGAAGUUACUUUAACAAACGAAAUCUCUGUCUUCAACUUGAAGCUUUAAUGGAUGUGAGCGUUACCUCUAGUGUACCAUGGAUUCUCAUGAAAUGCAAGACUGAUACUCCUUAAUAAGUCAUAAGAUGACAACGAGUGUACUAAUUUCUACUGUAUUAUCCGCAUCAGGGAGCGUCACGUCAACUUAUCAAAGUGAAUAGUGAGCAUGGAACACUACAUCUUAGCACACACACACUUUCACUCGCUCUCACUCUCACUCUCACUCUCUCUCUCUCUCUCUCUCUCUCUCUCUCCUCUCUCUCUCUCUCUCUCUCUCUC